Etheostoma cragini (Arkansas darter) is the source of this 2445-nucleotide messenger RNA. Its product is annotated as vesicle-fusing ATPase-like. NCBI's taxonomy places the organism in Eukaryota, Metazoa, Chordata, Actinopteri, Perciformes, Percidae. The record is from RefSeq and is a predicted model, not a curated record. Gene Ontology annotation, cellular component: Golgi stack. Gene Ontology annotation, molecular function: ATP hydrolysis activity; ATP binding. The coding region runs from base 124 to 2103 and encodes 659 amino acids. Gene Ontology annotation, biological process: SNARE complex disassembly; Golgi to plasma membrane protein transport; intra-Golgi vesicle-mediated transport. The transcript is spliced from 20 exons.
ACGUCACCACCCGUCGGCAGAUCCCGCCUCUUAUCGCGUCACUUUCUCAACGCUACAGUUGUCCUCUCAGCGGAACCUUUCUGCUGAAUUGCAGUUGAACAGGAGUUAAAAAACAAACAAAAGAUGACCGACAGGAUGAUGCAAGUGGCUCGAUGCCCAACAGACGAACUGUCAUUAAGCAACUGUGCCAUCGUCAGUGAUAAGGAGCCACAGACAGAAGAACAUGUGACUGUGCAGAAUUUAGCCCACAAGUAUGUGUUCACCUUGAAGAUGCAUCACAGUGUUAUCCCCGGGACUAUUGCCUUCAGCCUGGCACAGAGGAAAUGGGCCGGCCUAUCAAUUGGACAAGAGGUUCAAGUGAGAGCCUACAAGUUUGACAAGUCCAAACAGUGUAUAAGCACCAUGAUAGCGGAAAUUGACUUCCUGCAGAAAAAGAAUGUGGACAGCAACCCCUACGAUUCGGACCUCAUGGCCAACAAGUUCAUCCAGUACUUCAACAACCAGUCCUUCAGCGUCAACCAGCAGCUGGUGUUUAGUUGCUGUGAUAAGCUGUUUGCCUUGGUGAUAAAGGAUAUUGAGGCGAUGGACCCCAGCAUCCUUAAGGGAGAUCAUGCCUCUGGCAAGAAACCAAAGAUCGACAUCGGUUUGUUGCUAGGAAACAGUCAGGUGAUUUUUGAGAAGUCAGAGAGCUCGUCUAUGACCCUGGUUGGGAAAGCCAAGACCAGAGAGUCCCGUCAGUCCAUCAUCAGCCCAGACUGGAACUUCGAGAGGAUGGGUAUUGGCGGCCUUGACAAGGAGUUUUCUGACAUCUUCCGUAGAGCCUUUGCUUCACGAGUCUUCCCUCCAGACAUUGUAGAACAGAUGGGCUGUAAGCAUGUGAAGGGAAUCCUGCUGUUCGGACCCCCAGGCUGCGGUAAAACCCUGAUGGCACGACAGAUUGGCAAGAUGCUGAAUGCCCGGGAGCCAAAGAUCGUCAACGGCCCCGAGAUUCUCAACAAGUACGUCGGGGAGUCUGAGGCCAACAUCAGGAAGCUGUUUGCAGAUGCAGAGGAGGAACAGAAGAGGCUCGGGGCGAACAGCAGCCUUCACAUCAUCAUAUUUGAUGAGAUCGACGCAAUCUGUAAGCAGCGUGGCAGCAUGGCGGGCAGCACGGGAGUCCACGACACCGUGGUAAACCAGCUGCUGUCCAAAAUAGACGGAGUGGAGCAGCUCAACAACAUCCUGGUCAUAGGUAUGACCAACAGGCCUGACCUGAUAGAUGACGCCUUGUUGAGGCCAGGAAGACUGGAGGUGAAGAUGGAGAUUGGUAAGAAGUCUCUUCCUGUCCAGGCGUUUGGUACCAAUCAGGAGGACUAUGCCAGCUACAUCAUGAACGGGAUAAUUCGAUGGGGUAACCUCGUGUCAGCGGUCCUAGAGGACGGGGAGCUGCUGGUGCAGCAGACGAAGAACAGCGAACGCACACCGCUGGUCUCUGUGCUGCUGGAGGGCCCCCCUAACAGUGGGAAAACAGCACUGGCGGCUAAGAUCUCAAAAGACUCCCAGUUCCCCUUUAUCAAGAUCUGCUCCCCCGACAAGAUGAUUGGACACUCUGAGAUUGCCAAAUGCCAAGCCAUCAAAAAGAUAUUUGAAGAUGCCUACAAGUCCCAGCUGAGCUGCGUGGUUGUUGAUGACAUUGAACGUUUGUUAGACUACGUCCCAAUUGGCCCUCGUUUCUCCAACCUGGUGUUACAAGCUUUACUGGUACUGCUGAAGAAACCUCCUCCAAAGGGUCGUAAGCUGCUCAUCAUCGGCACCACGAGCCGUAAAGACGUCCUGCAGGAAAUGGAGAUGUUGGAUGCUUUCAGCACAACCAUCCACAUUCCCAACAUCUCGAGGGGAGAGCAGCUGGUUGAAGCCCUGGAGCUGCUGGGCAGUUUUCAGGAUGUGGAGCGGGCCAGCAUAGCGAAAGCUGUGAAGGACCAAAAUCUGUGGAUCGGCAUAAAAAAGUUGCUCAUGCUGAUUGAAAUGGCCGUGCAGAUGGAGCCUGGCUACAGAGUUAGCAAGUUCCUGCGUCUACUGAAGGAUGAAGGAGCACUGGGUUCUAAUAAGUUUGUGGCAAUCUAGACUCAGUGGAGCCACAUAGUGAAACGGCAUCGCUCAACGUCGCUGAGGAACGAGAAGCCUGAAAGAGGCUGGCAGGAGGAAGCAAGCAAGAGAACGUUUCCAUCUCUCUUUCUGCAUCCUUGCCUCCCAUCCCUGAAGCCCUGUGCACUUCUCUCUGCACUGCAGCCUUCUGCAACCAGGCAACCGCCUCCUCUUCAGCACUAUGUGAACAUGUAAAAUAAGAGAAGUAAGCAGUGUUUGUGGUGUCUGUGUAUAUUGUAUUUGCAUAAGACUUGUGCCUUAAGCUCCAUGGGAUGCCCCAAGCACUCCAUCAGUGUGUGUGUUUGUGUAUGUGUAUAUAUA